This is a messenger RNA of Diospyros lotus (date-plum), 2488 nucleotides long. RefSeq names its product arginyl-tRNA--protein transferase 2-like. NCBI's taxonomy places the organism in Eukaryota, Viridiplantae, Streptophyta, Magnoliopsida, Ericales, Ebenaceae. The coding region runs from base 241 to 2172 and encodes 643 amino acids. Gene Ontology annotation, biological process: protein arginylation. Gene Ontology annotation, cellular component: cytoplasm. The transcript has 6 exons. Gene Ontology annotation, molecular function: arginyl-tRNA--protein transferase activity. The record is from RefSeq and is a predicted model, not a curated record.
UUUAGCCGACUUAUUAAAAUGGCAAUAAAAGCAUGACAGGCCCUGCCUUCGUUUCCAUUUCCCUGAUUAUUUUUCAUCAGAAAUAUUUGACCUUCCAAAACUACAAAAUCAAUUCCAUCACGGUUCAAUUUCUAUUCUAUUCGACGAUCGCGACCUUGGAUUUCACAGAGAGAAGAGCCAGAUUCCCAAAACACUAGGGUUCUCUGAUGGCUAAUUGGGCCUGACCGGGGAAGGUUAGUAAUGGCCGACAAGAUCAAGAACGAGGCCAGCAGCAGCAGCAGUAGUAGCGGCAGCGGCACCGGCAGCAGCAGCGGAGGCGAAAGCGUCGUGGUCGAUGUUGGCCGCCGCAGAAGCUCUUGCGGCUAUUGUAGAUCCGGUGGACGCACCAGCAUUUCUCAUGGUUUGUGGGCACACAGUUUGACAGUUGAUCACUACCAAGCCCUUCUUGACAAAGGUUGGAGAAGAUCUGGUUGUUUCCUUUACAAACCUGAGAUGGAAAGAACAUGUUGCCCUUCUUAUACUAUCCGCUUGAAGGCAAUUGAUUUUACCCCUUCUAAAGAGCAACUGCGAGUGUAUAAGCGGAUGCAAAGGUUUCUGGAUGGCACAUUGGAUGUGAAAAGGAGAGAGGUCAUGGAUGAGCCAAAUACUUCUAAGAGUUCAAGGAGCUGUGCCUCUGAUCAAAUCACAAGUUCAGCAGCAAGGGAAUCCUCACUGGGUAAAGGUGAAGACAAGAACAAGGCUGAUAAAUUUAUGCAUUAUUUGUCAGAGCAGAUUGAUAAUGUGGUCCAUGCAUUAGCUGGAAGUGGAGAAUUUCCUCGUAAUAUUCAAUUACCUAAAGCUUGUGUCAAAAAAGUUGCACCCUCCAAAAGGAAGUUACUUAUUCAAAGAUCUGAAGAUCUAUUGUUCUCCUGCAAUAUCUCUUUCCAGAUUGCAGCUGCACUAAGGCGGGCAGAGAAGGAUGUAAACAAUUCAAAAUUGUCAGGAGAUAGUGCAGGAAAAAAUCUUCAGUCUCUUGAACUUUCACCAGAGCUGAUUGCAGAAAAAGUCACAAAUUUACUAAAUCAAUUGGCUGAAAGCUCUGGUGUGUCAAUUAGAGCUUGCAAUGGGCAUAUUAACUUCUAUUCUGCUACAAAGCAAGCAUGGUUGGAUGAGGUGGUGGACGAAGUUCCUGUCUCUAAAGGGUCUCUUACAGGAACUGGAACUAAAGGGAGUUGUUCAAAGAUCUCUAAAUUUCCUCAGGGAAAAAGACGGAAGCUUGAGUACCGUUUAAAAAGGUCAAGUUUUGAUCCAGAAGAAUAUGCCUUGUAUAGGAAAUACCAGAUUAGAGUGCAUAAUGAUACACCUGAGCACGUGACAGAAAGCUCGUACAAACGGUUUUUAGUUGACACUCCCUUGGUAUUUGUUCCACCUACUGGUAAUGGUUCAGUUGCUUCCUGUGGUUUUGGUUCAUUCCACCAGCAAUAUUUGAUUGAUGGCCGUCUAGUCGCAGUUGGCGUGAUUGAUAUUCUCCCUAGAUGUUUAUCAAGUAAAUAUUUAUUCUGGGACCCAGAUCUUGCCUUCUUAUCGCUAGGCAAGUAUUCAGCCCUGCAAGAGAUAGAUUGGGUGAAGCAGAGUCAACUCAGCUGUCCGAGCCUCGAGUAUUAUUAUCUUGGCUAUUACAUUCACUCCUGCAGCAAGAUGAGAUAUAAAGCAGCCUAUCGCCCUUCUGAGCUUCUCUGUCCCCUUCGUUACCAGUGGGUGUCAUUUGAUAUUGCAAGGCCUUUACUUGAUAGGAAACUCUAUGUUGUUCUGUCUGAUUUCUCCAACACUCUGAAUGGAGAGGCCUUGGCACCUAUUUCUCUUGAUAAUAGCAUGGAAGUCCAAACUGAUUAUGCUGGCGAAGAAGACUUGAAUGACAUGCCCGUUGAUGAUGAUGAUGAAAUGUCAGAACUUGAUUUUGAAGAUUCUGAUGAUGAAUCAGGUUCAGAACCCAGUGUUUUGACUUCUGUGCAAAUGGAAGAUGGAAGUGUUGGUGAUAUUUUGAUUGGGUUAAAGGGAUCUCGUGUGAGAUAUAAGGAUCUGCAACAUGCUUUUGUUCCUCGGGAAAGAGGCUACUUGGAAACUCAGUUGCACAAAUACAUGAGCGCGGUGGGCACGGAACUCUCUAAGCAAAUGCUUUAUUCACUAGGCUGAUUCACAAGUAAAGGGGAUUAGAUGGUGCACUUUCUUCUUCUGUAGUCGAGAGAUUAUGCAUACGUGUCUGUAUCCGUGAUCAAGUUGGAGCUCUAGAUGCGGCUGCUGACGCCGGCGUUGCAUUUUCAAGGUUAUUCCUCAAAAUUCUUGGUUAAGUGUUGGGUUCAUCUUUCUGGAAUCAAUUAGCAAUGGAUUUGCAUCUUCUGGUUGAAAAAAAGAUGUUGAUGAUGUGUUUUGGACUAGUUAACUGCCUGGACUUCUUAUUGGAUAAAUUGAUAAUGAUAUUAUGUGGUUAUAUUAUUCCUCCGUUUACUAA